UUGACCCAUUUCCUUUCACAUCGUUUCACUUUUCAAGUUAAACCAAGAAAAGGCAUAGGCUUUGCGCACGGAUAUAAUAAACGAGCACGUACAAGAAUUCAGCAGACGAACUAAGAUCUUGAGCAAAAUGCCACCUUCUCACCACUAUAGCCAAUCCCAAACCUUCCCCCGCCAUUCCAUUCUCCCCCCGUCUUCGACCACCGCCGGUCCUUCAUCGAUGUCCGCCGCUAAGACUCGGCAGUAUGCGAACCUGCAGGCUCAGUUGGAGCAGCUGAACGCCAAUCUGGCGGACACACAAAACCUGCUCCGUAUGACUUCUGUGCAGGCAGAGGAUAUGCGGUUCCUGGGCGGUUAUGUUGGAGCUCUGUUUAUGGGAUCGGCCAAGGUGUUGGGAGAGGAGGGUGUCAAGGGUAAUGCGGAUAAGAAGGAAAGUGAAUCGUGAUCGAUGAGUACUUUGGUUUAGUGGAAUGCAUGGGUUAUCCUCGGGGGGGGUAUCCAAUCCACAGUAACACCGAUAGAUACCACGCCCAUUAGUUCUCGACCACAAAACCG
Molecule: messenger RNA, 552 nt
Organism: Aspergillus pseudotamarii
Lineage: Eukaryota; Fungi; Ascomycota; Eurotiomycetes; Eurotiales; Aspergillaceae
Product: DASH complex subunit HSK3 family protein
Exons: 2
Coding region: 128-442 (104 amino acids)
Biological process (GO): attachment of spindle microtubules to kinetochore
Cellular component (GO): DASH complex
Source: RefSeq, a predicted model, not a curated record